AUGCUCUGUCAGAGAAGCUGUGCUGCUGCUGCUCAAGGAGAGAAGUCUGGGGAGGCGAUUCAAGUCAUGGUUUCUUUAUUGGCAGAUGAGUCCUCAAUGGUCAAGCAAGCAUCCAUAGCUUCUCUGAUGGACAUCACUUCCUCGCUUCCUCCCCAUUACAUGGUAAAGCUUGCUGAAGUUGCCACUUCUGAGGUCAUCUCACCGAAGCUUGGCACAAUAAAAGGCUAUAUUUCAUUGGUUGAAGCUGUGAUGCUGUUGCUUGAGGAGAGAGUUAUGGGGGCUCGUAAAGCUCUUUCGGAGGUGAAGGCUGACACAGUCUGUCUGGCAGAGUUACGGGCCGUCUGUGAAAAG
Molecule: messenger RNA, 351 nt
Organism: Ilex paraguariensis (yerba mate)
Lineage: Eukaryota; Viridiplantae; Streptophyta; Magnoliopsida; Aquifoliales; Aquifoliaceae
Source: the annotation of a GenBank genome assembly